AUGUUCCAAUUUGUGAGCCUUGUUGUCACCUUUGGCCUGAUCAUUGGCACCUCAGAAUCACUGUUGAAUAAUGCUUUAAGUUCCUUGAAUAAUUUGAAAGUACUGGGUUCUGAUUCUGGGAAGAUUCUGAAUUCCCCCUCUGGAGAUGAUCUUCAGAAAGUGAAUCUGGAUGUGGGGUUUCUUCAGAAAGACUCAGACUGGUUAUCAGCCAAGAACAGCAUUGUGCAAACAGUGAACUCACAGGGCGUUGGCAAAUUAAACCUCGUUUCAUCUCUGAAUGGUUUAGGGUUGAAAAUCAAUGAAUUCAGACUCCUGGACUUGAAAGCUGAUCUGUCUUCAGAUGGCAAAGGCAUCAACUUGAGGAUGCCCUUGGCUAUGAGUGGCACUGUUUCUAUCCCUUUACUUGGCCCUCUGGUUGAUGUCGCUAUUUCCUUGGACCUCAUAACUCCAGUCAGUAUUCAAACCAAUUCUCAGACCGGCCUUCCCAUGGUAGUUGCAGGAAAAUGCUCUACGAGUGCAGACAAAAUCUCCAUAUCUUUGUUGGGCAGGCGAAGUUCCACUAUCAACACAAUUACUGACAAUCUAUCUGCGGUUGUCACAAAGCUAGUGUCAUACCUGCUGCAGAACCAAAAUAGUUAUGGCAACACAACUCAUGCACCAAUGGUGUAA
Acomys russatus (golden spiny mouse) is the source of this 669-nucleotide messenger RNA. RefSeq names its product BPI fold containing family A member 2 (gene Bpifa2). The transcript has 6 exons. The coding region runs from base 1 to 669 and encodes 222 amino acids. The record is from RefSeq and is a predicted model, not a curated record. NCBI's taxonomy places the organism in Eukaryota, Metazoa, Chordata, Mammalia, Rodentia, Muridae. Gene Ontology annotation, molecular function: lipid binding.